UUAGCCCGCUCGAGUUUCAAUGCGCGUUGUUGCUGGACGAAGCUGAGUGCUAUCCAGCGCUCGCAGCUCUCCCGAUCAUGGCUUCUUCGAGUUCUUUCACCUAUUAUUGUCCUCCAUCUUCCUCCCCUGUUUGGUCAGAACCGCUGUAUAGUCUGAGACCUGAGCACGCGCGGGAGCGGUUGCAAGACGACUCAGUGGAAACAGUCACGUCCAUAGAACAGGCCAAAGUGGAAGAGAAGAUCCAGGAGGUCUUCAGUUCUUACAAGUUUAACCACCUUGUACCAAGGCUCAUUUUGCAGAGGGAGAAGCACUUCCAUUAUCUGAAAAAAGGCCUUCGACAGCUGACAGAUGCCUAUGAGUGUCUGGAUGCCAGCCGCCCCUGGCUCUGCUACUGGAUCCUGCACAGCUUGGAACUCCUCGACGAACCCAUCCCCCAAAUAGUGGCUACAGACGUGUGUCAGUUCCUGGAGCUGUGUCAGAGCCCAGACGGUGGCUUUGGAGGGGGCCCAGGUCAGUACCCACACCUCGCUCCCACGUAUGCGGCCGUCAACGCGCUGUGUAUCAUCGGCACGGAGGAGGCUUACAACGUCAUUAACAGAGAGAAGCUCCUUCAGUACUUGUACUCCCUAAAGCAACCAGAUGGCUCUUUUCUCAUGCACGUCGGAGGUGAGGUGGAUGUAAGGAGUGCGUACUGUGCCGCCUCGGUAGCCUCUCUCACCAACAUCAUCACUCCAGACCUCUUUGAAGGCACGGCCGAAUGGAUAGCCAGGUGCCAGAACUGGGAAGGCGGCAUUGGCGGGGUGCCAGGGAUGGAAGCCCACGGUGGCUACACCUUCUGUGGCUUGGCUGCGCUGGUGAUUCUCAAGAAGGAACGUUCUUUGAACCUGAAGAGCUUGCUACAAUGGGUGACCAGCAGGCAGAUGCGAUUUGAAGGAGGAUUUCAGGGCCGCUGCAACAAGCUGGUGGAUGGCUGCUACUCCUUCUGGCAGGCAGGCCUCCUGCCGCUGCUGCACCGAGCACUCCAUGCUCAAGGUGACCCUGCCCUCAGCAUGAGCCACUGGAUGUUCCAUCAGCAGGCGCUGCAGGAGUAUAUCCUGAUGUGCUGCCAGUGUCCAGCUGGGGGGCUUCUGGACAAACCUGGCAAGUCACGUGACUUCUACCAUACUUGCUACUGCCUGAGCGGCCUGUCCAUUGCCCAGCACUUCGGAAGUGGAGCCAUGCUGCACGACGUGGUCAUGGGUGUGCCCGAAAAUGUUCUGCAGCCCACGCACCCUGUGUACAACAUCGGACCUGAUAAGGUGAUCCAGGCCACCACACACUUUCUGCAGAAGCCAGUCCCAGGCUUUGAGGAAUGCGAAGAGGAGGUGACCUCAGGUCCUGCCACCGACUAGAGGACCCCAUGGCUCCCCCAGCAGCCCCGUCAGACAGGGUUUCUCCGUUUGGGUGUACAGCACGCUCUGUGCUACUUGAGCCUUGGCCACUGUGGAAUUGUGGUUUCUUUGUCCUUUCCUGUCAAACAAAACAAAGCCAUCAGCUCUGGGUUGGAAUACACAGCGGUGUGAUUUUUAAAAUUAUUUUCAUACCUGUCAAACCAAAACUCUGGAAGCCGAUGUAGCAAGCCGGUUUGGAGAGCAGUGCAUGCUGGGAAGCAGCAGCCAGGCCCACGAUGCUGACAUGGAAGGUAUCUGUGAGCAUUUGCAUCCCAGCCAGUGCUGUCACCCCCACCUACACACCACCAUUCAGUCACCAGACCUGCGUCCUCACUGGUAUACAUGUCAGCUCUGUGCAAGGGUGGGGCUGUGGGUCCAGCCAGUAUGAGCUCUCUGGAACAGAGCACUGAGCUCCACUGGGGCAUAUUUAUGCUCAUCUCUUCCACCCCAGUCAUCUGCAAAGGACAGGGGCUGGGAAUGAAGGAGGGUCUUAGAUUGACAGCUCCUCACAACCUGGGGAGAACCGAGUCACGUAUCUCUCUGAGGCCAUGUUUGGUAUGAGCAAGACUUUUGCCCUUGGUAUGAUGAGUACACCCAGGUAAUCAAUUAUGAGUGGAAAAACCAACCUCUAGGUCAACCCUGUGCCAGAGGAAGCUGCUUCCCCAUGCCCAGCCCCCGCCUCUCCCAUCAUGUUCCAGGAGAGGCUCUCCUAGGGCAGGGCUGCAGCCUCGGCUCCUUCUAGUCCUUCCUCCCCACACUCCCCUCCAGGACAGUGCUGUCUCUUCUUGUCCAGAGUGUUAACACUACUAAGGCUUUCACCUUAACUGAUCACUCAGGAUUUAUUCCUGCCCUGGCCAUUCCAGGCUCUCUGAAACAGAGGCAAAUGCUAGGCAAGCUGGCUGCUGCUGGGACAGUAGCCUCAGGUGGUAGGGCAAGGGCUGUUGGUGUGCCGAAUCCUGGAGCUGCCCCUGUAUCGGCCGUCUCACGGUCUGUAGGGGGCUGAGUGUGGUCAUCCACCCACUGCUACAGUCAUAGCAAGCUCCUGUCACCGUCCAGCCUGUGUGAGCAGGCAGACGGGAGCUUGGAGACACAGUCUGAGGUUCUUCCCCAAACCACUGGCCAUUUGCUGCCUCUGAUUCCCUAUUGCUUUGGCGUACUGGGCUAUGUAUUACCUCCUUGAAAUAAUAAAAGAGUAACAUUUUC
Grammomys surdaster is the source of this 2633-nucleotide messenger RNA. It is a transcript of the gene Fntb, whose product is annotated as farnesyltransferase, CAAX box, beta. The record is from RefSeq and is a predicted model, not a curated record. Gene Ontology annotation, cellular component: protein farnesyltransferase complex. The transcript has 12 exons. Gene Ontology annotation, biological process: protein farnesylation. Gene Ontology annotation, molecular function: protein farnesyltransferase activity. Lineage: Eukaryota; Metazoa; Chordata; Mammalia; Rodentia; Muridae. Bases 78 to 1391 code for a protein of 437 amino acids.